Molecule: messenger RNA, 1558 nt
Organism: Schistocerca serialis cubense
Lineage: Eukaryota; Metazoa; Arthropoda; Insecta; Orthoptera; Acrididae
Product: esterase FE4-like
Exons: 10
Coding region: 22-1518 (498 amino acids)
Source: RefSeq, a predicted model, not a curated record
CAGUCUGUAUCAGGGCAAACUAUGUAUACUUUCAAAGGAGUGCCCUAUGCAGAGCCUCCUGUUGGAACACUGCGUUUCCAGCCCCCUGUGGCCAAGGAACCAUGGGAUGGUGUAAGAGAUGCUUUAGCAGCUGGCUCAAUGUGUGUCCAAUUGGAUACUGGAGCUGAUAGAGGACAGGAAGACUGCCUGUUUCUGAAUGUAUAUACACCUGAGUUACCAACUGGAACAACCACCCUGAGACCAGUGAUGGUAUUCAUACAUGGAGGAGGUUUUGUAAAUGGGGCAGGAAUAACGUAUGGUCCUGACUACUUUGUGGAAGCUGGAGUUGUUGCUGUGACUAUUAAUUAUCGCCUGGGUCCAUUAGGUUUCUUGAGUACAGAAGAUCUUGUAGUACCAGGCAACAUGGGAAUGAAGGAUCAAGUGCAAGCUUUACGAUGGGUACAACAGAACAUUGCUUUGUUUGGAGGAGAUCCUAAUAGUGUCACCAUUUUUGGACAAAGUGCUGGAGGUGCUUCUGUCCAUUACCUUGUGCUUUCACCAUUAGCAAAAGGUUUGUUUCACAAAGCAAUAGCUGAAAGUGGGGCUGCACUCAACCCUUGGGCAUUUGCUAGAAACACAAGAGACAGAGCAUAUCGACUAGCCCAAAGUUUUGGUUAUUCCGGUGCAAACAACACUACAGACAUAGUACAAUUCUUGUUAACUGUGGAUGCUUACCAACUUGUCUCAAAUCCAUAUGCUGCUCUGCCUAUGGAGGAUAUCAUGGGUAUCUUUCAAAUGGUGUUUGUGCCCAGUGUUGAACCACAGCAUGACGGAGCGUUCCUAACAGCAGAACCAACAGAGCUUCUGUCUCAGGGUGUAUAUAAUGAUGUUCCUUACAUGACUGGUGGAACAUCUGCAGAAUGCUUGUUUUAUGUUGCACCUUCAGGAGACCUUUCAACAGCUGAGCAGAUAGCCCAGCUGGAUCAGAACUUUGAGUUAAUGAUUGGACCUGAUUUAAGGCUGCCUACAGCAGAACAGAGAACACAAGGUGCUCGUGAAGUGAGGAGCUUCUACUAUGGAGAUGCAACUAUAACUCUGCAGCAGAACAGCACAACAGUUGCAUGCACGAGUGCUCUCCUCUUUGGUGAAGGCAUUGAUGUUGUUGUGCAGAGAAUGGCACAGCAUUCUACUCAGCCCAUUUAUUACUACUAUUUCUCUUAUGUUGGACCUCUGACUAGCUAUCCUGGUUUGGAAGGUGCUGGCCAUGGUAAUGAAGUCAACUACAUGUUCCAUUGGGGAGGAGGUGAGAAUCUGCAACCAGGGUCUGAAGGAGCUGUUACGAGGAGCAGGUUGAUACAGAUGUGGACAAAUUUUGCAAGAUACGGAAAUCCCACACCAACUGUGGACUCAGUGAUUACUCAAUACUGGACUCCAUACACCACCGAUGGAAAAGCUUACCUGCAUUUUGAUGUCAAUUUAUCUAUUGAAAGCAACUUGAAGUAUGAUGAAUUUAAUUUCUGGCAUAAUCUCCUGCCAUAGGUGAUUUACAUUAGGCUGGACAGUACACAGACUUUAAUAA